AUGGCGACGAUUUUCCAGAGCUUCCGAAGCUCGACCUUGUCGAAGCGCCUGCUCAUCUAUGCCUUGCGGCGCCUAGAGCUCCUGGAUGAGGAGACGCUGGACAUGGAGAACCUGCAGUUCGCGCUCGGCAGGACAACAACCGCUGAGUUCAAGGACGUUGGAGUGCGCCUCAAGAAACUCGAGCAACUGCUGCAGCUCCCUGUCGAGUUCCGAAUCCAAAAAGCAAAAGUGCUAAAGCUUAACGUCACCAUCCCCGUCGACUUUUACACGAGCCCUAUAAUCAUCGAGAUCGACGGUGUCGACGUGCGGUUGAAGGUGUCCACCGCCGGCGAAGACAACAAGGCGGCGGCGGCGACGACGCCGAGCGAAGACUCCACGGCAGUCCCCAACUCUGUCAACCUCGCCGAGUCGUUCCUGAAUGACGAUACUGCUUUGAAAGAUGUCAAACUGGCCGAGGAGAAGAGGAGGCUGGAGGAUGCUUUGGCCGCCGAAACACAGGACCUUGGCGGCUCGACCAUGAGUGAGAGCUCCAUGAGCGACGAUGGCAGUCAGUUCGGUACAGGUCAGGCACUAUCCCUCCCCGGCUUUCUAGCCGGCUUCCUUCAAGGCAUCGUCGACCGCAUCCAGGUUCGCAUCCGAGGCGUCACCUUCCAGUUGGAUGUUGAGGUCCCCGUCGAGCCAGAUUCGACAACACCGGAGCUCGUUACUUUUCAGCUCGCUCUUGACCGCAUAGAUGUAGAGGGCGUCACUGCAGAGGCGCACAACGACGAGGGUGCGCCCACAAUAGUCCCCAAGGACGGGAAGCGCCACAUCGCCUUGUCCAAGAUCCGAGCCUACCUGAUCUCGGAAGCAAACGUCUUUUCGCAGUUUGCGCGCUCUCCCUCGGUUUCUUCACCCGCCGUCUCACAGUCUCCAUCGUUCAGCGAGCGCGCUUCCGCGUCGAGGCACAGCGCCUUUCGGCCGACUAUGCAAGACAGCUAUCUCACAGACUCGGCGGAUCUCUCCGAGGUUGACGAUGCGCUUCUGCAGGACAGCGAGGAUGCGUUCAACAUUCCGUAUGACUUCUCGAGCCAGCCAGAGGAGCCAGUAGAGGAGGAAGAAACGAAUACACCUAGAGCAUCGAUAUACCAGGACUUCUUUCCUCGAGCACAUGUUCCCAUCUCCCAGUCGACCGUCUUGGGGAACGAAGAUCGUGCUUCUCCCUGGGCCAGCUUCCAGAGGGAAGCGAGAUCAGAGCCUUCGCUCCAGCCCAUCGAGGGCGUCCGGCCAGCCGACCUGCUCGACUUUGGAACACCUGAAGCAUCACAUCACUCUAUCGCCGCAAGUCAACAUUCGAGCCCUGAAGGAGGCGAGGAUCUGGCACAGUCCCACCUGUUUACCCACGAGGAGGCCGAGAGCAUGUACAUGAGCGCCUUUUCCCAGGCCGAACCUCAACCCGCCGGAUCCAGAAUGCCAGGGGGAUGGGAUGCCGAUUCGAGCCCAGGAACUUCACCCAAAGCAGAGAUAGCGAGCCUAGUACCGCGCCAACCGUCGCCACCGGCCUUCGAAGCAGCCGUGAGCAUGCUCGAUUCAGGGAACCAUCAGUACUCGGACGCGCCAGUCCCUUCUCCACCAAAUGCACCGUCGUCGAUAGUCGAGUCGGACUCAAAGUUUGAAGACGCGAGAGAACCGAAAGUGUCUCCGACAAUGGUCCCCGAAAGCGACGACGUCACAGAAACGCCUGUGCAGGCAGACGAUGUGGCAACUCCAAGGGGACCGACCAGACUAGUAAAGGAACUCGUAUCUCUCCAGAACAUAUCACUGUACAUUCCCUCGCUCCACCAACACAUGCAUGUGCCAGCCGACUCUCAAGCUUCGAUUUUGAUCCAGAACCAGGCGUCGCUUGGUCUCGCUAGAUCAGUCGCGCCACAAGUCCCGGGGGCCUUCUCGGUGUACUCUACAUCAGGACUGAAGUCGAGCUUUCUGUUGGAUGCACUAAAGAGCAAAGGUUCCACUACCCCUGCUUCCAAGACGACCGAAACCGUAAAGCCACAACAGGCAUCCACAGUACCUGACAUCAAAGUGGCUUUUGAAAAGAUCUCACUCCAUUUCCUGCACCAACUUGGCGGCGUUGCCGACACGGCGGAAAGAAUCCUGGGCUCCCCAGGUUUGCAGAUGCAGCCAGAGAUCCUUCUCCGCACUGAUCUCGACAACCUCAGCAUAACCCUCAAGAAUUCCAAGAAGGCGCUGGAGACGACCAUGGAUCUUGAGAAAUUCCGCUUCGGCUACGCAAGAGAUGAUAUCAUCUCAUUUGACCAAAGCCUUCAGAUGCGGGCCUCCGUCAUGGACAAGUUCCCAUCAGUUGGCUCAGAUGUAUCUGUCAAGGUGAUAAAAUCAUCUGACUCGAUCCGGACAGAAGUCACGACCUUGCCACUGCUGGUCCAACUCGACCUACAAAGAUUGGACGAGACUUUUAGCUGGUUCGGAGGCCUGAGCAGUUUUCUUAACAUGAGCUCCUCCAUGUCAUCGAACGCGUCCCCGUCCGCCAAGCCGCCGGCGCCAGCGCCCCCAAAGCCCCGUGGAGUUCGCUUCGACGCUCCGAUCAAUCCCGACGACAAGUCAGCGUCGGCCGAAAACAAGAUUGACAUGCGGAUAGGAGGGUUUAAUCUCGAACUGAAGGGCAAGGAGUGCAGUAUUGGUUUGGAGACAAGUGCUGUCAAAAUGGUGAGCCGAGAGCUGGGCAUCGGGUUUGCAAUCAGCAAGGUUCGACUUGCCGGACCCUACGUGAGAUACUCUCGAAGCGACCCGCCCAUAUCGGCGGACAUUGGAGGUGUACGUUUCGAGUAUCUAGCGACGCCCAAGGACAAGGAUCUCGAGAGGCUUCUGGAGCUCAUCAUCCCGUCCAAAGUCAAGUUCGAUCAGGGCGACGAUGAGAUCAUGGUGGACACUCUCCUUCGGCAACGACGCAAGGGUGGCGUCCUGCGAGUCACUUUCGACCAGCUCAACGUCAGGGUUGACCAGAUGCAUCAGCUAAACUGCCUGCCCGCCCUGGGCGAGGAGGUUGCACGACUGGCAACCGUUGCCAAGUAUCUCCCUGAAGACGAUCGUCCUGGCAUUCUGCUCUUGGCCGAGGUCAAGGAGCUGGGCGCGGUUCUUGAUUCCGGCGGAAGACUUGGUGUUUUCAACACGAACCUCAAGAACUUUGAAGUUGCUCAGAUCACGGUGCCCUCGUUGGUGGCAUUCGGCGUCCAUGCCAUCUCCGUGAAUCGCAACCACCGAGAGGACCUUGUGAGUUCGUCGACGACGUUGCCGCCCGGAACGCUCACCCAAGGCCCCGUGCUCAUGGUCCGCAUGAUUGGGGAUGAAAUGGAGCCUGUCAUCAAGAUAAAGAUGCGCGAUGUGACGAUCGACUACCGUGUGCCAACGAUCAUGGACGUGCUGGGGCUCGCGGAGGAUGCCACGCCACAAGACUUCGAAGCCAGCCUUGCCGCUUCUGUGGCCAAUCUCGGCGAGCAAGCACAUACUGUCCUAGCUGGGAAGAUGCCUCAGACCACCAAACUACCGCCAGAUCCUGCUCGACCCAACAGUAAGCCAAUGACGGUCGACUUGGUUCUUCGCGAUUGCCUGGUCGGUGUGAACCCCCUUGGUCUCCCCUCGAAACUUCUCAUCGCCUUGACUGAUGCUCGGCUUCAAGUGGUGCUGCCAAAAGAUGUGGACACCACGGCAAAACUGGACCUGAACAAGGCCUCCAUUCUGCUCAUUGACGAUGUGGCUAAUAUAGGUGCGAGCCCUACUGUGAACCGCCGGCAGUCGGCAGACAUGUCGUCCCAGCAGGUCUCGCGACUUGUCGCUCAAGGCUUCGUGAGCAUCUGCUAUAUAUCCUCGGCAAAAGCAGUCGUAAAGGUGUCGGAAAGCCCAGAGGAAGGUGAAAAGCAUGUCGAUAUCGAACUCCGUGAUGAUCUGCUUGUACUGGAGACGUGCGCCGACUCGACGCAGACCCUCAUCACCCUGGCCAAUGCGUUGACGCCGCCCACUCCGCCCAGCAAGGAGAACAAGUACCGAACCUCAGUCGUUCCAGUGCAGGACCUCUUGGCUUCGAUUUCGGCGGAGGCGUUCGGCAGGGCAGAAGGCGACUACGACUUUGACAAGGACUUCGAGCUCGCGCAAGAGCUGGGCGGCAGUGAUGAAUACGAUGUGGCGAGCGACGCCAGCCCUCUCCAAAUCGACUCGCGCUACUAUGAGGAUGCCGGCCCGUCGGAGCCACUCUUUGACGCGGAGGGCUCCAUAACGUCAAAUGCCACGACGACCCAAGAUACACACGACGGCGUACUGCUGACCAGCUUCAACGCUAGUGCAUCCCACCAUUCGGAUGACGGUAGCGACCUGGUAAUCCACGAGAACUUCUUCGAUAAGGGACCAGAGACCGACGGUAGAGCCCAGGUCUGGAACUCAUCCAAGAACAGCUAUGACAAGGCACCCAAGGAACUUGUCGGGCGCAGCCCACUUCGAGUCUCAAUCCGUGACGUGCACGUAAUCUGGAACCUGUUUGACGGAUACGACUGGGAACGUACGCGCGAUGUUAUCUCAAAGGCCGUGCAGGAUGUCGAGAAUAAGGCCUUUGAGCGCCGCCGGCGAUCGGACCGCGCUGUGUUUGAAGACGACGCUGAGGAAGACGAGACUGUCAUUGGGGACUUCCUCUUCAACUCCAUCUACAUUGGUAUCUCGACCAAGCAGGAUCCCCGAGAGCUUGCGCAAAUGGUCAACCAGGAGUUGAACGACAAUGCCACCGAGACGGAGUCUCUCGCAACCACCGCUUUCACCACAACGACGAGUCGCGCGGGAGGCGCCAGGCCCAAGAAGAGGCUGAGACUGAACCGAAGCAAGCAUCACAAGAUCACAUUCGAGCUGCAGGGAGUCAACGUGGAUCUGAUCGCCUUCCCUCCCAACUCUGGUGAGACGCAAAGUUCUAUCGAUGUGCGAAUCCAAAACCUCGACGUCUUUGACCACGUCCCCACCUCGACCUGGAAGAAGUUUGCCACGUACGACCAAGAUGCUGGUGAGCGAGAGAUGGGUACCAGCAUGGCCCACUUGGAACUGCUGAACGUGAAGCCCCAGCCGGACCUUGCGGCCUCGGAAAUGGUACUGCGGGUCACCGUGUUGCCGCUGCGACUCCACGUCGACCAAGACGCCCUCGACUUCAUCACCAGAUUCUUCGAGUUCAAGGACGACAGCGCUCCUGUUCAUAGUUCGAGCAGCGACGUGCCGUUUCUUCAGCGUGUCGAGGUCCACGACAUUCCCGUCAAGCUGGAUUUCAAACCCAAGCGAGUCGACUAUGCAGGGCUCAAGUCGGGCCGCACCACGGAGUUUAUGAACUUCAUCAUUCUGGACGAAGCACGUCUGACUCUGCGGCACACCAUCAUCUACGGAGUCUCAGGCUUUGACAGGAUGGGCAAGAUCCUCAACGAUAUAUGGAUGCCGGACGUAAAGGGCACACAACUGGCCGGGGUGCUCGCUGGCCUCGCGCCGGUCCGCGGCAUCGUCAAUAUUGGCAGCGGUUUCAAGGAACUCAUCGAGGUGCCCAUCAAGGAAUACAAGAAGGACGGCCGCAUCGUCCGCAGCAUCGGCAAGGGUGCAGCGGCGUUCGCUCGCACCACGGGCACGGAGAUGGUCAAGUUUGGAGCCAAGCUAGCCAUCGGGACGCAGUACGCGCUUCAGGGUGCCGAGGGUCUCCUGAACAAACCGCAGGCCGACAACACGUGGGAGGAUGCGGGUCUCGACCCAGAGGAGAAGAAGCAGAUCUCUCUGUACGCGGAUCAGCCGACUGGCGUGAUCCAAGGGCUGCGUGGAGGCUACUCGAGCCUGACAAGAGACCUCAACAUGGCCCGCGAUGCCAUCAUUGCGGUGCCGGGCGAAGUCAUGGACAGCCAGAGUGCGCAGGGUCUCGCCAAAGCAGUGUGGAAGCGGGCGCCCACCAUCAUCUUCCGGCCGGCCAUCGGGGCCACCAAGGUGAUCGGACAGACAUUGAUGGGCGCAACAAACAGCCUGGAUCCGCAGAACAGGCGCAGAGCCGAAGAGAAAUACAAGCGACACUAG
This is a messenger RNA of Colletotrichum graminicola M1.001, 6072 nucleotides long. RefSeq names its product ATG C terminal domain-containing protein. The record is from RefSeq and is a predicted model, not a curated record. Gene Ontology annotation, cellular component: phagophore assembly site; extrinsic component of membrane. Lineage: Eukaryota; Fungi; Ascomycota; Sordariomycetes; Glomerellales; Glomerellaceae. Gene Ontology annotation, molecular function: phosphatidylinositol-3-phosphate binding. The transcript is spliced from 4 exons. Gene Ontology annotation, biological process: reticulophagy; autophagosome assembly; autophagy of mitochondrion. Bases 1 to 6072 code for a protein of 2023 amino acids.